This is a messenger RNA of Suillus paluster, 255 nucleotides long. RefSeq lists its product as uncharacterized. NCBI's taxonomy places the organism in Eukaryota, Fungi, Basidiomycota, Agaricomycetes, Boletales, Suillaceae. The record is from RefSeq and is a predicted model, not a curated record. The annotation marks the transcript as partial. The transcript has a single exon.
UGCGCGGUCUGUCUCGGAUGCAACCCGCAUCGCACAGUUGAGUGUUCCGCCUCCCGAACAUGGGAUAACCUCUUUGACAUCUUCUCUGAGUGCAUCAAGAAAGCGCUCUGGACCAAAGACGGCCACCAGCUAUGCACUGCCUGGCAAUGCGAAGAAAGUUGUGACAGCACAUACCACAGCCACAAACACCUCUGUUCAGGCUGCGGAUCUUCCGAGCAUGGAGCCCAGCGCUGUACUUGUGCUCAGAAAACUUAA